This is a messenger RNA of Naegleria lovaniensis, 2853 nucleotides long. RefSeq lists its product as uncharacterized. Gene Ontology annotation, molecular function: enzyme regulator activity. The transcript has 2 exons. The record is from RefSeq and is a predicted model, not a curated record. Gene Ontology annotation, cellular component: proteasome regulatory particle, base subcomplex; proteasome storage granule; nucleus. Gene Ontology annotation, biological process: proteasome-mediated ubiquitin-dependent protein catabolic process; regulation of protein catabolic process. NCBI's taxonomy places the organism in Eukaryota, Heterolobosea, Eutetramitea, Acrasida, Naegleriidae. The coding region runs from base 1 to 2853 and encodes 950 amino acids.
AUGGCUUCCUCUGCAAUUCAUUCCGCUGCUGGUAUUCUUUCCCUAUUGGACGAGAAUGACGCCGACCUUCAAAGCGUAGCCCUGAAGAAGUUGGAUCAAGUCGUCGAUCAAUACUGGGCGGAAAUCUCUGAAUCAGUUCGUAAAUUAGAGUCAUUGUAUGAGGAUGAAAAAUUCCCAAACCGAGAAUUGGCUGCCUUGCUUACUUCGAAAGUUUAUUAUCAUCUUAAUGAGUUUGAUGAAUCACUUCAAUUUGCUCUCGGUGCUGGAAGAUUAUUUGACGUCAGCAAACAAGAUGAAGAUGAAUAUGUGAAUAAGAUAAUUUCCAAGUGUAUAGAUUCUUACAUACAAACAAGACAAAACAAUGGAAAGGAAGAUCCAAGGUUGACUGAUAUUGUUGAAAGAAUGUUCGACAGAUGCAUCCAAGAAGGCGAAUACAAACAAGCUUUAGGAAUUGCCAUUGAAGCUAGAAGAUUGGAUAAAAUCAGGCAAACCAUCAAAACAGCAAAUACCACCGAAAUGUUAAAUUAUACUUUUGACGUUGCCAUGAACCUCAUUCAAUUGAGAGAUUUUAGACAAAAUGUUUUGCGAGAAUUGGUGGAUAUUUAUAUGGAAAACAAGGAAAAUGUAGAUUAUUUUGCAGUGACACAGUGUUUGACAUUUUUAGAUGACGCAAAAGCAGUUGCAAAUAUUUUACAUCAAUUGAUCUCAUCCAGUGAUGUCAAUGAUAUUGCUGUAGCUUAUCAAAUUGGCUUUGAUUUGCACGAUCGCGCUCCUCAACACUUUUUAGUCUCUGCUCGUGAUGUACUUUUACAAGAUCCAAAAGCAAAACAAGAAAAUUCUCCUCUUGCCAAGCUGUUGACAGUUCUCUCUGGAGAAAUUACAAUUCAACAUAAUGUGGACUUUUUAUUUAGACAUAACCACACUGAUCUUCAGGUUUUGAACAAUAUCAAGAGCUCCUUCGAGAGAAACUCCAUUCUUCACUCUGGAACUGUUACUGCCAAUGCUUUCAUGCACGCAGGAACCACUGUCGACAAAUUCCUUAGAGACAAUUUAGAUUGGCUAGGAAAGGCCAACAAUUGGGCCAAAUUCAGUGCUACAGCAAGCUUGGGAGUGAUUCAAAGAGGUCAAAUUAAGGACAGUCUCACCAUUCUUAAACCAUAUCUUCCUGCUGAUUCAUCUACAGCCACUACAUCAAGUGGAUCGAAUGUUUACUCUGAAGGAGGUGCUCUCUUUGCUCUUGGUCUCAUUCACUCCAAUCACUUGGCAAAUGACAUGACUGAAUAUUUACUCAAGAUUGUCAAGAACCAACAAGCAGAUCCAGUGGUUCAACAUGGAGCAUGCUUUGGUUUGGGUUUGUGUGGAAUGGCAACUAGCGAGGCUGAAUUGUAUGAAAAGAUGAAAGACAUCAUGUUCUUGGAUAACGCUGUAUCUGGUGAGGCAGCAGCCAUUGGAAUGGGUCUCGUCAUGUUGGGAAGUGCUGAUGAGAAGGCCAUUGAUGAAAUGUUAAACUAUGCUCAUGAAACAGCCCACGAAAAGAUUAUUAGAGGAUUAGCUAUUGGUUUGGCUCUCACUGUUUACGGAAGAGAGGAGGAGGCAAAUACUCUCAUUGAUAAGUUAUCCAAUGAUAAGGAUCCUAUUCUCAGAUACGGUGGCAUGUAUGCCAUUGGUUUGGCAUUUGCAGGUACUGGCAACAAUAAUGCCAUCAGAAAAUUGUUGCAAGUUGCCGUCUCUGACGUGUCGGAUGAUGUGAGAAGAGCUGCUGUCAUUAAUUUGGGAUUCCUUCUCUUCAAGACACCAAAACAAUGUCCAAGAAUUGUCUCUCUUUUGGCUGAAAGUUAUAAUCCUCAUGUUAGAUAUGGUGUUGCUCUUUCUGUGGGUAUUUCAUGUGCUGGAAGUGGUUUGAAGGAAGCUUUGGAGCUCUUGGAACCAUUGGCUUUGGAUCGGGUGGACUUUGUUCGUCAAGGAGCCCUCAUUGCUCAAUCCAUGGUUUUGAUGCAAUUGAACGAAGUUCAAGAGCCAAAGACUGCCGAUUUCCGCAAACAUUUACAAAAGACAUGGUCAACCAGAGGAGAAGAGGUUAUGUGUAAAUUAGGAGCUAUCCUUUCCGCUGGUAUUUUAGAUGCUGGUGGCAGAAAUGCAACAAUUUGCCUACAUAGACAUGGAAAUAACAAGAUGAGAAACAUUGUUGGUCUAGCUCUCUUCACACAAUACUGGUUCUGGUACCCAUAUUUACACUUCUUGUCUCUUUCAUUUGAACCAACAUCUGUUAUUGGAUUGAACACUGAUUUGCAAAUGCCAUCCCAAUUCACUUUCAAGAGCAACCAGAAACCAUCUUACUUUGCUUAUCCAGUAUCUUUGAAGACAGAAGAAAAGAAGGAAGAAGUUGCCCUUGGUCCUAUGGCAGAAUUGUCACUUUCAGCUAAGGCCAGAGUAAGAGAAGAAAGAAAGAGAAAGAAUAAGGGUGGUGACGGAAGUGCCACUCCAGCAACACCUCUCCUUUCUCCACUCACUCCACAAGUGGAUGCAACUAAACAACAAGCAACAACCACAACUGAAAAUAAGGAAAAGGAAAAGAAAAAGAAAAAGAAGGAACCUGCAUUCGAAGUGCUCACCAACCCAGCCCGUGUUACACCUUCACAACUUUCCUACAUUUCAUUUGACCCUUCUAACAGAUAUACACCAAUCAAGCUUUCUCUAUCUUCAGCAACCUCUGUUGAUUUGGGUAUUAAUUUGUUGAGAGACAACAAUCCUGGAGAAGCCGCAGAGAUUGUAUCACCACAAGCAGGACGAACAAGUGAAGCAGAAAAGGAAGAAAACGAACCACAGCCACCUGCCAACUUCCAAUGGCCUUAA